AUGAGUGGCCAGUAUCGGCCAUGUUCAGUACAUUUUGUCUAUGGGCUAUUUCCGUUUUAUUUAUUAUAUGCCAAUUGUGCUAUAAAUGCCAAUAAAAUUUUUAAGCUAGUAAGUCGCAUGCAGUCAGUAAGUGAAGAAAUAAAAAUACGGCCAAUAUUUAAUACACAAGGGGUAUGUGUAAUAAACAGCGUAUUAUAUACGGGGUAUGAAUGCACAUUAUUUGGGACGAAUUCCCAGAAUGAAAUUGUAGAGCAGUUAGAGUUAGAGAGCGAAAUAGUAAAAAUAUUUCCGGUGUACGAUAAAGUUUUGAUAUCAACGAUUACUGGAAAGGUAUACGUAUACAAUCCAGCAGAGAGAAAUAGCAAGUUACAGUGUGUGUUUACCAAUUCUGUGAUUAAAACCAUUGACUUAGACGGUGAGGCGAUUGUUCUGGGAACUGCAGACGGUUCUGUUAUACUUAGCGAUGUACAGGGAUAUGGAGAGACUUUUAACAAAAAAAUGGAUGGAAUGAUUACUUUAGUUAAGUUCAUUAGUCUGAGCAGUAUUAAGCGAAGGUACAAUUCAAAGAACAAGCUAGUUGCUGUGGGGGAUGCAAUGGGAACAGUUACUCUAUUCAACACAACAGGAGAAGUUGUGUACAGAGAAAAAAACUGCCAUUCUGGCCAGAUUAUGUUCAUUGGUGAGCUUGGCAACAAAAUCCUCAGCUGUGGUAUGGAUGCACUGUUGAUAGAGCACAGUCUAGAAAGUGAAAUGAUAAUCAGAAACAUAAGCGAGAACAUUGAUGAGACAAUUGGUGCAUGCUCUUUGGUUGGGGACAGAUUAUUUAUGUGCUCAAAGGACUUGGUUAUAACUUUAUCUGCAGACUUAAAGAUAGUUGCAAAGAAGAGGCUGAACAUUCCUGAUAUAAAUGGGUUUGAUGUAUUUGGUGAGUGCUGUGCUAUCACGACAGACGAGCAUGACAUUGUGUUAGCAAGUGUAGUUCAAGACACUCUUGUUGUUGAUAAAGUAUUCAUAGGAAACAACGAUGAGAUAACAGAUCUACUGGUUAUGGAGAAUAUGGUUGUAGUUGGAACAAACAGCAGGUAUAUUCGCACUAUUAGUAAGAGUGAUAUUGAACGGCAGAAUGAAAACGGACUUAUCAGAAACAAGGCAUUUUCUGGUGAGUUAGUUAAGUCUAACAAUGAGGAGUGUGUGCUUUCCAUGUGUGGUUCAAAUAAGGUCUUUUACACCGGAAGCAAAGAUGGAAUUAUAUCCAAGUUUGAGGUGGUAACAGGCAAUAUUAGAGACAGCGUGUGUGCUGUUAAAAGUGUUUCCGCAGAAGCCCCCAUCACUGCAAUGUGUUUAUAUCAAGACAUUCUUAUCACAGGAACAGAGUAUGGAAUUAUCAAUGGAUGGAAAAUCGGGGAUACUCUUGAGCUGGUAUUCACAGCUUCUGCGAGCAGUUCAGAAAUAACCGGCAUAGUUGUGAAUAAUAAAAAAAUCCACUGCACAAGUAAAACAAAAGAAAUAAUUGUAGUGAAUCUAAAUGGAGGAAUGGACAGCAGCAUCUCCGGGCACAAGAAAGGAAUGUGGUCUAUAUCAGAGUACUGCCAAAUGCUCCUGACUGGUUCAAGCGAUAAAACUGCUCGGCUGUGGAAGGGUGACAUAAAUAGCACACUUCAGCACAACACCUCUGUGGUUAAGACUCUUCUUACUGAGAGAGCCAUAACAGCGACAUCUGAUGGAGUCCUUCGCGUGUGGAAUACCACCACGUACAAAGAAUUAGGUGCCAUUAGAGUAACAGAAAUAAAAGAUGAGAGAAUCUGGGCAAUAAAGAGAUAUGCAGGCACUGAGUACAUUGUCUCAGCAGGGCCUUCCAUUGUGAUUAUUAAAGACAGCUCAUGGGAAGUAGAAAAAAUGAAAGAGCAAAUGCAAAAAGAGGAUUACAUUGCAAAGCAGCACGCCAUAAUAUUUAUGAAAAAGGGUGAGUAUGUAUCUGCCGCCGUUGAAUAUUAUAAACUAAACUUAGAGAGAGAGCUAAAGGAUGCACUUAAAAGAAUCACAGGUGAGAUGGACAUAUCCCCGUUCAUGUCAGUUGUUCUGCUUGAUUCAUAUAAAUUCGUAAAGCGUGUGUCAAAAUGGGCCAGGUCUCCUUAUCUUUUUACGAUCACCCAGCGAAUCCUUCAAACAGCAAUUGAAAAUAGAAUAGAAAUACCCGUCAAAGAGGCAGAUGACCUUUCAAAAACACUUUUAAGAACUGCUGAACUUUUCAAUGCCGCAUAUUAGUAUAAGAAGUAACCAAAAUCUAAACAUAUUCAGAGCACCAAUCAGAUUUCGGGUUAUAUAAUAAAUA
Molecule: messenger RNA, 2332 nt
Organism: Nematocida parisii ERTm1
Lineage: Eukaryota; Fungi; Microsporidia
Exons: 1
Coding region: 1-2265 (754 amino acids)
Biological process (GO): endonucleolytic cleavage in 5'-ETS of tricistronic rRNA transcript (SSU-rRNA, 5.8S rRNA, LSU-rRNA); endonucleolytic cleavage to generate mature 5'-end of SSU-rRNA from (SSU-rRNA, 5.8S rRNA, LSU-rRNA)
Cellular component (GO): 90S preribosome; nucleolus
Molecular function (GO): U3 snoRNA binding; protein binding
Source: RefSeq, a predicted model, not a curated record